AUGGCGCUUUCUCAGCCUAGCCCGGGGCCCCAGGCCGUUCCUGUAACGAACGUAAUCUCUCCUUAUCAGCACUUUCCGGGUUCGUCGCCGGAUCAGUAUCCGUCGCUCUUCCAGCAGUACCAGCCGUGGAACAGCCACGCGGGGGGGCCGUUCGGAAUGCCGCCGCUGCUCCCUGGCGCUCCGCAACAGUUCCCCCCCGCCUCCCCGCAACAGUAUUCCCCCGCCCCCCCGCAGUUCCCCCCCGCUUCCCCCCAACAGUUCGCCCCGCCGUCCCCGCAGUUUCCGCCCGGGUCCGCGCAGCAGUUCCCACCGGCGUCCCCGCAUCAAUUCCCCCCAGCAUCUCCGCAGUUCCCCCAAGGCUCCGCGCAGCAGUUUCCGCCGCAACAGUUUCCCCCGCAGCAGUUUCCGCCGCAGCAGAUGUUUGGAAUGGGGUUUGCGCGCGGACCGCCGGGACAGUUUCCCCCUUCCCCCAAUUUCUCCCCGCCAACCAUGUCCGCGCAAAACGUCCCCCCCGGUCUGGGCGCGCAAGCCAUGAGCCCGCUGAUGGGUCCGCCAUCCGACGGUCAGCAGCAGGGUGACGUGGCGGCUUCUGGUGGUGCCACGUCAGCAAGGAACGGGCAGUUGUCUCCGAAUGGGAGACAGCAGGGGAUGGAGGGACGGCAGAAUCAGCAGCAGCAGGGGCAGAUGAAGGUGUGUUGUGGUGGUAACCAGUGGUUGCGAGUUGGUGGUAACCAGUGGUUGCGAGUUGGUGGUAACCAGUGGUUGCGAGUUGGUGGUAACCAGUGGUUGCGAGUUGGUGGUAACCAGUAG
Molecule: messenger RNA, 810 nt
Organism: Closterium sp. Naga37s-1
Lineage: Eukaryota; Viridiplantae; Streptophyta; Zygnematophyceae; Desmidiales; Closteriaceae
Source: the annotation of a GenBank genome assembly